GCGGGGCGGCGGCUGGGCCCGCGGCAGGGGGAGGCGGUACCGGGAGGGCUCCGCAGCCGAGGGCUGGGUGGAGCGCAGCGUUGCACCGGGGUGUGUGUCAGCGCGGAGCGCCCGGGCCCGGAAGAAGCGGCGUGGGGGCGGAGCGGGGCGCAGCCGCGAGGUUGCGUGUCGGUGCCGGCGGAGCGGAGAGUCUGCAGCUUGGGCUCGGCACGGGCAGGCUCCGCUAUGUCCUUCAUAUUUAACUGGAUAUACAGUGGCUUCAGUAGCGUCCUGCAGUUUUUAGGGCUGUACAAGAAGUCGGGCAAGCUGGUGUUCCUUGGGCUGGACAAUGCUGGCAAAACCACCCUGCUGCACAUGCUCAAGGACGACAGGCUGGGACAGCAUGUCCCCACCUUGCACCCCACCUCGGAGGAGCUGACGAUUGCUGGCAUGACUUUCACUACCUUUGAUCUGGGUGGACAUGCUCAAGCCCGCAGAGUGUGGAAGAACUACCUGCCUGCCAUCAACGGCAUCGUCUUCUUGGUGGACUGUGCAGAUCACGAACGGUUGCUUGAGUCCAAAGAAGAACUUGAUUCACUAAUGACAGACGACACCAUCGCUAAUGUGCCUAUCCUGAUUCUGGGUAACAAGAUUGACAGGCCUGAAGCCAUCAGUGAGGAGAGGCUACGAGAGACCUUUGGGCUGUAUGGGCAGACAACAGGGAAGGGCAGUGUCCCCCUGAAGGAGUUGAAUGCCAGGCCGCUGGAGGUGUUCAUGUGCAGCGUGCUCAAGAGGCAAGGCUACGGAGAGGGCUUCCGCUGGCUGGCACAGUACAUUGAUUAGUGCCAAACCCCACCAGGACCUCUGAACGUUCAGUCUGCUCCUGAUCUGAUCCCCCAGUGUACGUAACUUGAAUUCAUUUGACUGUUUAGUCAUAGGUAAACCCAAUAAAUUAACCCCACCCACUUUCAGCUAAUGUUAUCAGCUACGCUAGAUUGCAAGUGUGAGGACUGACAGCAGUUACUGCAAGUCUGUAAGGUUACCACAACCUGUGAGCUUUCUAAGCCCUGGCAGCAUUCUUUUGCAGCUUUUAAUUUAACAAGUCUCUGGUACUGCUUUGGGCUGGAGCAACUUUCCAGUACAGUAUGUUUUGAAUGCACUUUUUAACAGCUUACAAACUACAAACAUGUGGGAGAGAGAAAAAAAAAAAACAAACAAAAAAAAAGGAAACUAUUUAAUGCUUAUGGUAAAAAGGAAAUUUUUUAUGUACUUUUUUGAAACUGGUUUUAUAACUUUAGAGCCUAUAACCACCUUCCCAGGAGUAAUAAAUGGUGAGCUGAUGGAUAGUUGCAUGAUGCCUUACGGUUUCCAGCAGUACACUUUCUUAUGCAACAUCAUGCAAUAAAUUCAAAUCCACUGUCUGGCAGCUUCAGUGGGAAAUGUUUCAUUUGAGUGUGUCUUAACCAGUUGAGGCUGCCUGAUGGUCUGAGCAUGAGAGGUUAUUUCCUGAGAUGCAGAAGGGUCACAAAGGAGCUUCAUGGUAUGCUAGAGCAAGAUGGGUUUUUCAGACCAGCAAAUUGCUUUUGCUUUAGGAUUUUGCAUUAGUAGAAGAAAAAUCUAACCCAGAGCCCUUAGAAUCACCCCCCUUAAAACAGACAAGUGACACAAAUCAGUGCUGUCAAUACAGAUCUGGAGCUGAUGGCCAAAAUGGUCUUGCUCUAGUGAUCUCUUGAACUAGACCUCAGAAGCCACACAAGAAAUGCCACUGUCAUCCCGGGGAAAGGCAGCAGGCUGUUGCACUGAGCACUCUUCCUAACUUAACUGCAUUUGGGCUCUGCCCAAAUUUGCCUCUGAGAUUGCCAGGGGAGGCAACUCAUGUUGCCAUUGCUGCUUGUGAAAACUCAUCAGCCCCCAGCCAGUUUGAUUCCUGAUGUUUUGAACUGGGAGAGGAUGGCUUGGUUUGCAUGGCUUUGCCCUGAAACCUGCCCAGUGUGGCAGCUGCUGGCUGCCCAGGUGGCUUGCUCCUGGAGUAAGACUUGGUUACCUGCAGUCCUCCUUUCCAACCAGGUUCCCUGCAGGAAGGACAGGUUGGUUGUGAACACAGGGCCAAUCAGCAUCUGUCUGUCAGCAGUGCUGGUUGGCACUGCCAUGGAGCUGUGGCUUGGGGAUGUCACUGUCACAUGAAGGUAGUUUCAGCCCUUGAGUUUGGCUGUAAGGGGUUUGAAUUUCACUGUGUCAUUUGUUUUCCCUUUGCACAAGCACACUGUGCUGCAAAUAUCUUUACUAGAUCCCUUUCUCUCGCUGUUGUAGGUCUUCUCCAAAACACUUUAGGGCAGACUUUCCCCAUGCCCGUGGCAGCAGGUGUAUUGCUGCCUGAUUUGACUCAGAAAUAACUUUCAAUCCCAGCAGCUCAAGAGGAGAAUCUCAGAUCUGUGGCCCUUGGCUUGUAGCAAACUAAUGAGACUGAUUGCUUGUCCGGAUCUGAACUUGGAUGGCUGUGUGUUGCUUCUGAGUUCCCCACAGCCCUGGACUGUGCGCCUGAAAUGAUGAGUAACUCAGAACCUGCCUGAUGUCAGCUCCAGCUCAGGUGCAUUAUGGCAGUCAGGCUCAGCCUGGCUUGCACAUGCAGCUCAGGGUGCUGGUGGCUUUGCUAAAUGCCCAGCCUGAGACAGCUCUGCACUUAAAGCACUGCUCAGUGUCUGCAUGCAUCAGAGCUGAAGGCAAGAAAUGGCCUCUCGCCACCACACGGACAGGACCAGAGUCUUGGCCUCCCGCAGCUGCUGGGCUUGGGAUGGGACUCUUUUUCCUGUCUCCUCCUGGUGGUGGUCAUCAUGCAGAGAAUGCUAAAUCAGGAGGUGGUGUAAAUGUUAAAAACACUGCUUUGAGUCAUGUUGUGUUGAAGUGGGACUGUGGUGCCUAUGCUUGUGGAAAUGAAGCUGGAGGUGUUCUGAUGAAGGUCACUUCCACAGGCUGAACCAUUACCUGGGCACUGAGAGGUGCUCUUCACCUGCUCUUCCAACCAACUGUGAAUAAAAAGAGCAGUAAGGAAAGGGAUGAUGGUGUUAGGAGCUCAAAAGGAGAGGUGGUGCUGCUUUAAGUGUGCUGAGCGUGAAUGUUGGUAGGGGGGAGGCACUCAGAUUUCCUGCUGCUCACUGUGGCAUGCCAGCUUCAUGGAGAAAGCUGGAGCUUGUGCUUGUCCACCUGAGUGUAACAGCUGCAGUGGUGGGGGCAGCUGAUCACCUGCCAGGGACACACUCAGACACUCUUGAUCUGGCUCAGUGACCUCAGCAGAGGAAGUGUCUGUCUCCUGUAGCUUUUUCUGUGGUGCAGCUGGGUGUGAAUGGGUGUUGGGUGCCCUUGUUUGGAGACCUCAUUCUAGACUAACACUCUGAGAGUAGCUUUGGUGGGUUUUGUCCCCACCCCUGUACAUCUCCCUACUUGCCUCUCCCUGGAGGUUGCUCAUUGCUCUGAUUGUGACCAGUCUCACUGAACUCAAAAAGCAGCCUUCCUGGGGCUGACUUCCAUGAAUUCUGGGGGGGGUUGCACUCUUUGACUAUGCAGAAUUCCAUUCAGCAUCACUUUAAAGAAUGUGACAAAGAAAACCAUGAAUAAAGCUGUGAUUUAUCAA
Molecule: messenger RNA, 3607 nt
Organism: Pogoniulus pusillus (Red-fronted tinkerbird)
Lineage: Eukaryota; Metazoa; Chordata; Aves; Piciformes; Lybiidae
Gene: SAR1B
Product: secretion associated Ras related GTPase 1B
Exons: 7
Coding region: 226-822 (198 amino acids)
Biological process (GO): endoplasmic reticulum to Golgi vesicle-mediated transport; vesicle organization; intracellular protein transport
Cellular component (GO): endoplasmic reticulum exit site; COPII vesicle coat
Molecular function (GO): GTP binding; GTPase activity
Source: RefSeq, a predicted model, not a curated record